AUGCUCUCGGGCAAAGAAGAUGCCCAAAGUCCAAUUGGACGGGAGAUCAGCGUUGAACCGCCAGACGAUGAUCAUGGAGAACGGGAGGACCUGGGGUCAGGCCACGUCCAAUGUUCGAUCUGCAGCAGCACGUUCCGACGACCUGAACAUUUGAAGCGACAUCUGCGCAGUCACACCAAGGAGAAACCUUUUGAGUGCGCCCAGUGCGGCCGUCACUUUUCAAGGACUGAUACUCUUCAUCGACACGAACUGAGCCAUCAUACACCAGGGAGCGAAGGUGGAAAAGAUCGCGCGCACCGGAUCACCGUCAAAACGUUCCGAGCAUGCUUUAGUUGCGCCACGGCAAGAAGGCGAUCCAAAGCGAAAGCCAUGAAAGAAUCAGACAUGCAGAAAGCCGAAACAACCAAUAACGACAGCCACAGGUCUGCACGGCCAAAGUUGAAAUCUUCUUCUCACAUGAGCCAGUUCUCGAUCAACCCUCCCAAUGAAGGGCUAUUGUCCAAGACCCCGAUCAACGCAUUUUCUACUCCCACAAGUGAUCAAACAAAAGAAAUACCCCAAAACACGCAGAACACCAUCACAGCUGCCUCGAGCUCUCGUUUUUAUCUGCCAAAUGCAGCGCAAGGGUCAUCUACAGGACAGCUUCCAAUGGACGUAUACCCAGAUGGAGAUCAAAGCCAGACAUAUGGAGAUUUAUCGAAUCCUGGCCUCCCGAAACGAUUCCCGGUCAACCAACCCACCAACCUAAAUCCUGAGAUGGGGCGUCUUCAACCGGAAAUGACCAGUGAAGCAGUUGACAUUGAGAUGGCCAUGGCACAUAACACCGAGGUAUCGUUGGAGUUUGAUCCUACGUUAUUCGACCAGUCCAUGCUUUCUACCCUCAAUUGGCUGCCCAAUGAAUUGCUUCCCGGUCCACCUGACCAGCCACAGUCCACUGGUGUUUCCUCCCAAUACAAUACAUCCCUCGGCCAGGGCGCCUACUACUCUGGGGCCAUGUGGCAGCCACCGGUUGUCAGCGCUGGACAGAUUAGCCCUUUGCGCCCAGGAAAUGUGUCUCAGUCUCCCUCUGUGCAUGUUUCCCUGGGAACAAACAUGGAAAGUCCCAAUCAAUAUUCCCAUCCGAUGAGCGAGUCCUCCCCACAUACUGAGUCAGUAGACUCUGCCAAGCGAUCAGCAGAUUACUACGUCGAUGGCGCUGGAGCCAGACUACCGAAGUAUAGAAAAAAACACACGCCUUGGUCGAACUCUUCUGUGGAGCCAAUCGAUAUUGGAAGACAGCUACUGCUAGAAGAUAGCGAGCAUCGAUUCAAUUUCCCUGCCAUCUCUGAGAUAAGAACAGAUCAAGUAUCAGAAGACGUGGCACAUCUCGCCCAACGAAUCGGAGCCUCUACCUACGACGAGAUAUAUCGACAUUUCAUUUUACUCUGCCGCAACGAAAACCCGCUCUUUGAUACCUUCGAGACGGAUGGCUUUCCUACUGCAGAGGAAUGCAACUGGUUCAUCGCCUUCUUCUUUGAUUCUUUCCAGGCGGUUUACCCGAUACUACAUCUUCCGACUUUCGAUCCUAACACAUGCCACUGGCUUUUGACAUUGUCGAUAGUGGCAGUAGGCUGCCAUGUUUCACAUAUCUCACAGAUGGAACAAUGUACAAGUGGUUUCCAUGAAUUAAUCAGGCGCGGCAUUUAUGUCGAGAAGGAAAAGAGUCGCCAUGGUUUGGCUUCUCUCGAACUUUUGCAAGCUAUGCUUUUCAAUUGCAUUGGACUACUUCACAGUAGAUAUGAGAGAGACAACAUCUCAGCUUUGAGCGCAUUUGGUGACUUGGUGACACUCAUGAAACGAGAUGGGCUAUUGGAGCCGAUUCCAGUAAACUUCAGCGGUGCAUCACAAGAAGUAGCUUGGAUGUCUUGGAUUCAAGAUGAAGUCAGAAGGCGCACUGGUUACUGCAUAUGGCUGGUGGAUUGUACGCUCGCUUACUACUUUGACGAUCGACCACACUUAUCCCUAGAUGAUGGACAAGCCGCCUUACCUGCCCAGGAGAAACUAUGGCAAGCAACAUCCGCGGAGGCAUGGAAGCAACUAUGGGAAAACUCAUCCAGUACCUUCAAUACAGACCCUACAGCCGACCACAGUCUAACUCCUCCAGUGAACGAAUCCCUCUACGACGCCGUCCACAUCCUCUACAUCGAAAAGCGCCUAGUAUCCGGAAUAGGAGAAUUCAGCCACAUCCUCCUAAUCCAUGCCCUUUACCAUAGAAUGUGGGAAGUCGGAGACUAUUUCCGACGCCCCCUCUCCUUCUGGAACCCAACAGCAAAAAAGCAGUCCCGCGAAACCGCCAUCCCAACAGGCUCAGUCUGGCUCCCGGGAAUCCCCUCCUACUCCAAAUGGCGCAACAGCGCCUGCGACUGCCUCGACAUCCUCCACUGGACCGCCAACAGCACAAUAGCCAAAGCAGAGGGCCUAGAACACGCAACCGUCCUGCACCUCCACUCCGCCCGCCUCUUCCUCCUAGCCCCAUUCCGCGAAAUGCGCACCCUAGCCCUCUCCCUCGCCACCGAAAAACUCCGCUGGAGCAAACGACACCAGUCCCUCGAGUGGCAGUAUAUCUGGCGCUGGAUGAAACACGACCAAUAUAAAGCCCGCUUGUCGAUUAUCCACGCGGGCGUUACUCUCUGGCAUGUCCGCCGCUACUCUACAAAUGCAUUCCAUGAACCCCUCGCGGCGUAUAUUGCCGUCUUAACCCUGUGGGCGUAUGGUUCUUGUCAUGCACAUACAUCCCAUGAGUCGAGUCCGCAUUCGCAGGCCCCGCGUGCCGAGCCGCUUCACGAGCCUAGUUUUAUUCAUCUUGAUCGGCCGUGUGAUGAUGAGCUUGUGCAGCUGUUUGUGAGGGAGGGCCAUGCUAUGAGGGGGAAUGUUACUGGUGUUGGGGAUAUCUGUGGGGUUGGGGGCCCUGAGCGGGUUCUGCGCGUUGGAUGUGAGAUUCUUUCUGGGUUGACGGCUUGGAGUGUUUCGAAGAAGUUUGUGGCUAUUUUGACGAGGCUCGCCGAUUUGGGUUAUUAUCAUUCUUCUUGGGAGCAGGGUCGUCGUCAUGAGGCUGAGCAUGUUUGA
Molecule: messenger RNA, 3105 nt
Organism: Penicillium arizonense
Lineage: Eukaryota; Fungi; Ascomycota; Eurotiomycetes; Eurotiales; Aspergillaceae
Exons: 5
Coding region: 1-3105 (1034 amino acids)
Biological process (GO): DNA-templated transcription
Molecular function (GO): zinc ion binding; DNA binding
Source: RefSeq, a predicted model, not a curated record